GCUAAGUUGCUUGUAUAACGUGAGGUGCUUUGCGCUGUUGUCUCCUCUUUCGAUGUGGGACUAAAGAUUCAACCGUAGGAACAUCCUAUCAAAAUCCGGUAGCAGAUCCAACGUACACGUGUCAAAACGGGGAGCCAUCUUUCCCGAAUAAAAGGCCCCAAAAUUGAGAAAACGCUGUGUGCGCGAGCGCGCCAUGGCCGUGGAAUUGCUGGGGCUCUCCAAGUUCAAGCUCCAGCUUCUCGCCCUCGUCUCCGAAGCUCGAGAUCUCAGAGUGAAGUAUCUUGAGAACGAGAAUGAGUUACUGGAGGAGAAGGAAAAGGAUUUGAAAGAAACUAUUAAUGGCCUGCUUCUAUCAUGGGAUGCUUUCGUAUGCCACUAUGAGGAUUCUUCUUGUGCUCUGAAGGGCACCAUUCAAAUGAAGGACAGAUCCAUUGCUGUGAUCUCAGAGAAGCUAAAUGCACACCUGGCUUUAUUUGGCUCAGUUGAAAAGGAAGCUACUGCUAUUAAAUAGGUUUUAGAUGGUGUUCAUCAUCUUGUAAACGAGAAGGAGAAAGUUGUCACGGAAUUAAAGAACAAAGUGCAGAGGAUUUCUACACUUGAGAAUGUAUUUGUGGAAAAUGUCAAUUUCCUGGAAAACAAGCUCAACGAAUGCCAGCUUGAGCUUAAACGGAGGGACACAAUUAUUUUGAAACUAAAAGAAUACCUUGAAGCAGAGAAACUUAGCAGCAAUUUCCAGCCCCUAAUUGAAGAACUUCGAAGAGCUCUAUCCGUGAAGGAUGAAAUCAUACACAGGUUAACUUCAGAGAAGCAGGUUAUCUUAAUACCUGUUGGCAUUAAUUUAUGUUUGGCCGCCUUUGAUUUUUCUCAUGCUCGAAGUGGUUCUUUCGUAGUCUUUGCAUCUUGAGUAACAUAACAUGGAAGUUGCUCUACGGAAGUUUCAAGAUAUUCUCAGUAAUAUGAGGAAUGAGGAAGUCAAGUUCUUCCUGAGCCUGUCAGCAGAGCAGAGCAUAGAAAGUGAGUAUAUUCUCCUCAGUAUAUAAGAGGCCUGUGGUGCUUUUUUCCUUCUAAUGCUUUGCGCAGUUUGGAGAAUACCUUUCAGCCAACCAAGCAGGAUUCACCUGACAAAACUACUGAUAGAGAUGCAACUGAACAAGCAGCCACAUGUCAACAUGGUGAAUGCCACUCAGGACAUGACUCCCCUCGGGAAGAUGAGCUUGACCAAACCACCUU
This is a messenger RNA of Ananas comosus (pineapple), 1230 nucleotides long. RefSeq lists its product as uncharacterized. The transcript is spliced from 8 exons. Lineage: Eukaryota; Viridiplantae; Streptophyta; Magnoliopsida; Poales; Bromeliaceae. The record is from RefSeq and is a predicted model, not a curated record.